Messenger RNA from Triplophysa rosa, 4958 nucleotides. It is a transcript of the gene rin2a, whose product is annotated as Ras and Rab interactor 2a. Gene Ontology annotation, biological process: vesicle-mediated transport; signal transduction. NCBI's taxonomy places the organism in Eukaryota, Metazoa, Chordata, Actinopteri, Cypriniformes, Nemacheilidae. Bases 233 to 2971 code for a protein of 912 amino acids. Gene Ontology annotation, molecular function: guanyl-nucleotide exchange factor activity; small GTPase binding. The record is from RefSeq and is a predicted model, not a curated record. Gene Ontology annotation, cellular component: endocytic vesicle; cytosol. The transcript is spliced from 12 exons.
UUUUGCCGGGAGAGGUCGCAUGCUUUAGCAGCACAGCGAUGUCUUGCGAGGCAGAAAGAAACAGCCUCGAACAGUCAUGUAGCAACACCUAAAACUUCACACAGCAGAAGAAAAAAUUAUAACCCAAUGCGGUUAUAAAUGCGCAUUUCAUUUGCGCUUUUGGCAACGGGAACUGUAGUUUCGACUCGUCUAGAGAACCAGCCCGACACAGAAAAGCUGCAUAGACCCGACCAUGUCUGAGGCGGUGAUGCAGUCCUGCCUCAUGGACCGAAGCAGCAGCUUUUUUAAGCUGAUAGACACAUUCUCCUCUGAGAUCUCGGAGCUAAAGCAGGAGAUGGUCCAGCCAGCCAGAGAGCCAGAGACUGAGAUCUUACAAGGGCUGGAAGGAGAGGUCAGCGGCCUAUUCCUGCAAUCUACAGCCUGCGCUGGUACGCCAGGAGUGAGGGAUUCUGGGUAUGACUCUCUGCGCAGACGCAUGAGCAUCCUGGACAGACUGAUGCAGACGCACUCUGUAUGGCUGCUGCUGUCACUCAGCGAGGAGGAAGCCAGACGCAUUCUGCAGCUGCAGCCGGCCGGGAUUUUUGUGGUGAGACGGUGUCCUAAACUACAGAAAAAGGUGAUUUCCCUGCGGAUGGAUAAUGACAUAUGCCCUGUUCGGAACUUCCCAGUUAAAGAGAGUCAAUACACCUUUUCCCUGGAGGGCUCAGGGAUCAGCUUCGCAGACCUCUUUCGGCUGGUGGCUUUCUGCUGUAUCAGCAGGGAUGUUCUGCCCUUCACCCUGAAGCUUCCAGAGGCCAUCAGUGCAGCAAAGACACCCACCGAUUUAGAGCAGGUGGCUCAAUUAGGAAAAGGUUUCUGGGACUCUGAGCUGUGCUCUACGUGGAAGUGUUCUGCUAUCGGAGAGCCUGUUUGUGAAAGUUCGCAACAGACAUUAAAACAGUUUUCCCCUAAACACAGCGUCCCAGUGAUCCCACGGACUCGUACUCCAUCCCAGCUUGAAUGCAGUCAAUCCAACGGAGCAUUGUGCUUCAUCAAUCCCCUUUUCCUGCAGAUACACCAGAUCAACCCAUCGCCCAAGAAUCCAGAAACAUCAACAUCCCCGGGAAACAAAGAGCUCCAGGAAAACAGGGAGAGUCGCUUUCUCUGUCCUUCAAGCAGCAGUCAAAUCAAUUCCAAGAGUACAUCACGUUCCCCACCACCUCGGCCCCCACCUCCCCGGUUCAGCUCCAGAAGAUCGGGCAUCAUUCGUAGACAAAAGACCAUGCCCGAGACAGUUUCUUGGAUCAAUACGUUUCAGGAAAAGAGCAGCCUGCUGGGGAGGUUAGGUUCCUCCUUGAAUUCCUUAUCGUCCUCUCCACCCAAAAGGUUCAGCAAACCCAUCCUGGUGCCCUCGUCCCGCAGUAAGAAUUCUUCCACCCUGCUCGAUGCAGACGGUAUCCGCUGCCACGUGGCCCUGGACGAUCAGACCAUUGAGGAAGCAGUUUCUUGGAGUCUAGCCAAGGUGUCAAUGCACAACUCCAAUGCUAUGGAGAACGGCAGCCCGGCAGACGAGCACAACUCCACUGGACGAGAGCGACUGAGUGACAUCAGCAUCUCCACCUCGUCCUCAGACUCUCUCGACUUCACUCACAGCUUCUCUCUGCCCAUGGAAGCCACCUCCUCCGGAACCGACCGCCCCACCGGCGACAGCAGCCUGGAUGAAGAAGAGGACGAUGGCAUCAACGUGGAGAGUGACCAGGAGGUUCCGCCACCUCUGAAGUUGAAGCAGCACAAUGCCGGCACUUUCGUGCUGCCACGUGCACUGAGAGGACGUUUGCGCAAGAUGAGCGGCGUUUUCAAUUCUUUGAUGACACCUGAGAAAAGAGCCGUUCGGAAGAUCGUGGAGCAGUCCAGGGAUAAAGGAACUUACUUCGGCUGCCUGGUGCAGGACUACGUGAGCUUCCUGCAGGAGAACCGCGGAUGCCACACGUCAGGCUCAGAUCUUCUGCAGACUCUCAGACAGUUUAUGACACAGAUGAAGUCCUACUUGCUGCAGAGCUCUGAGCUUGACCCACCUAUUGAAUCCCUCAUUCCAGAAGAUCAGAUAGACCAAGUGAUGGAGAAAGCCAUGCACAAGUGUGUGCUGAAACCCCUGAAGCCUGUAAUAGAGGCCGCGCUACAGGACUUCCAGGUGAGCAGUGGAACUUGGCAGCAGCUGAAAGAGAAUCUGGUUUUGGCCAAAACAAAGCAGCCCCAGGAGAUGGGAGUGGACGGGGCGUUUCCUCCCGACCCUGUUGCUAUAGAGAAAAUUCGCCACAAGUUCCAGAACAUGUGCAAGAUGUAUUCGCCGGAGAAGAAGGUGUCUCUGCUUCUCAAUGUUUGCAAACUUAUCUACACCAUCAUGGAAAACAACUCGGGAAGGAUGUACGGCGCAGAUGACUUCCUGCCCAUGCUGACGUAUGUGAUGGCCCAGUGUGACAUGCCACAACUAGAUGAUGAAAUUGAAUACAUGAUGGAGCUACUCGACCCAUCACUGCUUAAUGGAGAAGGUGGCUAUUACCUGACCAGUGCAUACGGAGCAAUGUCUCUCAUCAAGAACUUCCAGGAGGACCAGGCGGCCCGUGUACUGAGCUCAGAAACCCGUAACACACUGCACCAGUGGCACCGCAGACGCACUGCCCAGCGAACCACUCCAUCUGUGGAUGAUUUUCAGAACUAUUUGCGGGUGGCACUGCAAGAUGCAAGUAAUGGCUGCACAGCCAAAACGCUUCAGGUGCAACCUUACGCCACAACGGAAGACGUGUGCCAGAUUUGCGCGGAAAGGUUUAAAGUUUCGGAUCCGGAGAACUACGCACUGUUCCUCUUGACAGACGAAACCACACAGCAGCUUACCCCAGACACUCACCCACAGAGGAUCAAGGCCGAACUUCACAGCCGGCCACAGCCGCAACCGUUUUACUUUGUUUACCGUCAAAUCCAAACCUCAGAUUGACUGAAACUUCGGACCAGCUUAAUGGUAACACAGUGUCCAACUGAGAAAAAGUUCUCUCCAAACUCCUCAGCCUCAUUAUUCAUCUCCUUCCAUAGCAACACUGCCAACGUCUGCAUUCGAAGAGGGAAACGGAAAAUGUGUUUGGAGGGAAAUAGGGAAGGAAGAAUGUGUCUGACAGAUGCAGCGUUUUUUGUAUGCUCUGUCUUUACUAUUUCAAAAGUUUUGGGAAGUGGCACGCAACCAUCACGCGAGAAAAGCUGUACCCAUGCUGCAAAAUGGUGGACUGUUGCGUAUUUGCUUUAAUAAUGCUCGAACUAAAACACAUUCGGGUUGGCUGAGGAUUAGCAACAUUUGGUGUGUUUAUGGUAGAGCUCUGCACAUUCUGUAUGUUACCAGAUAGUUUAAUUGGAUUUUUCCUUUUCCCAAAGCCCUGCGUCUCCCUUGCCGGUCUGUUUUGCUAUGAUUGUGGUGGUGUUUAAAUGCUUUGCAAAAUGUAAGGCACUGCUCAAUGCCUUAACUGGACACAUUAUUGCACAAAGUGAAGAGGAUAUUCUGAUAUACAUUCCGUCUUAUUUUGUAAUGUAAAUCGGAUUCAUGAUAUUUUUGCAGUUGCUGGUAAACUGCAUUUCCAUAUUUGAUUCAUUGUUAUAGUAUUGCAUGUAUUUCUUUGAUGAUAUGACCAAACCAGGCAUUGUUGCCAGUGAUGUUUGUCUUGUUGUUUUUGGAUGAAUUAUGAUCAACCAGCCUCUAAAAUUCAUUAGUCUGUAAACUAAGUUUAGUGGUUGUAAUGGCCAUGGCGAAAUUGACUUUGUUCUAAAAUACUAUACUACUGUUGUACUGAUUUCGGUUCUGGCUUGCUGGUUUUCCAGAACAGACAAAGGGUUUUUGGCAUGUAGGGCACAUUGAAAGAUCAAGGUAAAGUGGGAGAAUAAAAACACUACAUUCAAAGCUCAAUUUGUUGACAUUAGUUAAUGCACCGUAAACUUUUAAUGUUAACAACACAUAUUUACAACAUUUAUCAAUCUAGGCUUAUGUUCAUUUAUACUAUUGAUUACUAUUAAUUCAUGUUUCUUUAUAAUACAUUAAAUAAUGUAACUGUAUUUUAGCAUUUUCGCUGUCCUUCUGAAACCUUGUAUGUCCAAAUUUGCUGUUUUUCAGGAAAUAGAAAAAACAAGUUGACAACCACUUAAUACUAUAAUACUUUUUAUAGGUCAGAUAUUUGCAAAACCCAGUGACAAACAUACGUAAAGGGUGACUAAUAUUAAUGAUUUAUUAGAAAAAAUAAAAAACAAGAAAUUUGGCAAUAGCCUAAAGGUUUCAAAGGAAAGCAGCGAUAUACAGAAGGCUAUAAUACCAAAAAUGAUUGUUACUUCAUACUCUUGCAUUAACUAAUGUUAAUAAAUUGAACUUUAUUGUAAAGUGUUACCGAAAAAAUGACAUAAAAGGAAGAAAAGGAAUAAUGGUAAAAGACUGGUAGAAAAUAUCAGCAAACAGAAAUUAUUUGUAUUUGUUAGUGUAAAGUGCUAUCUUUAUAGAAUACCAGGAAAGAUGAGUUACAUGGAGAAUGCUUUACCUUCAUAACUAUACUCAUAACUACAAUAACUUACCAAGUAUUUGAUUUCCUACUAAUGUACUUUGUGUGCAUGUUCGGUGUAAACUCUGGGCAUUUAAAGAGACCGAGCUGGAACGCUCUGACCAUGUAAUGUUGAUAUAAAACACUAUUCAUCUGAAACAUAAACUACAUGUUUUAAGCCUUGAAAUGUAUUUUUAAAAAGUGGUUCGUUUUAACAAGAUAUUUUAAGCCUGACAAGUGUACACAUAUUUAUAUGUAAUCUGUGCGGGAAUUUAUCACAGAUCUUAAAGCUCUUGGUGCAAAUUUAUUGUGUAUUCAUCUGGAGUCUGCUAAAAGAAUUCAUUCUUUAGUCAUUUCUUCAUAUUUGCCUUUUUAUGUACACUUUUGCACACAAUAAAUUGUGUCCAAUGUUAA